Messenger RNA from Plectropomus leopardus (leopard coralgrouper), 2208 nucleotides. RefSeq names its product G protein-coupled receptor family C group 6 member A-like. Gene Ontology annotation, molecular function: G protein-coupled receptor activity. Gene Ontology annotation, biological process: G protein-coupled receptor signaling pathway. Lineage: Eukaryota; Metazoa; Chordata; Actinopteri; Perciformes; Serranidae. The record is from RefSeq and is a predicted model, not a curated record. Gene Ontology annotation, cellular component: plasma membrane.
AUGCUGAAGAGUCCGUCAGACCCACAGAGCUAUUUAGUACCUGGGAGCUUUCAAUCUGCUUUACCUGAACCCAAAACAAAAGCAGUGAUAGGUGAAAGGUAUUCUGAAGUAUCAAUAGCUGUUGCACGAGUUCUUGCUCUGUCAUCAGUUGCCCAGAUAAGCUAUGCCUCGACUAGUGAGCUGCUCAGCAGGAAGUUAAAGUUCCCCACUUUUCUGCGAACAAUACCGAGUGAUGAGUAUCAGACAAAGGCCAUUGCAGAGCUAGUGAAGUGGUUUAAUUGGAAAACAGUUGUCAUUGUAGGAAGUGAUGAUGAAUACGGGAAGUACGGCAGUGACAAUCUUGUGAACAUCUUCAAUGAAAUGGAUACCUGCAUCGACUUCAUUGACAUCCUGCCUGGUGACUUUUCCCAAACCCAUUCCAGACUGGCUGAGUUGGUGAGCAAUAUCAAUAAGUCCUCUGCUGAAGCCAUCAUCAUAUUCACCAAGGAAUCAAAUGUUGCCAUCAUCAUUGAAGCAGCUAUUAAACACAACCUCAACAAAACUUGGAUUGCGAGUGAUACAUGGUCUGCCUCUACAAAAAUCUCUACACUGCCAGGCAUUAAGAUGGCCGGGGAGGUUUUAGGAUUCAUCUCCAAGAGAUAUGAGGUGCCUGGUUAUAAAGACUAUGUCAACUCAAUGUUCAACAGGACCACAAACGCCAUUCUUGAACAUUUCCUAACUCAGUAUCCACCUUGCUCUAAUCAAUCUGACAAGAACAAAGAAAGGGAUUGCUCACUAACAAACAGUCUUCAGGGGUCCCAGCAAUGUCUGGACCCAAGCUGCUUGGUCAGCUACAUUGACCAGGAUCAAACGUACAAUAUCUACCUAGCUGUUCAAGUCAUAGCUGAGGGUCUCAGGCACUUGCUAAAGUGUGGCAGCCACCAGUGUGAACGUAGCACCAACUUUACAGCCUUGGAGCUUCUCAAGGAAAUCAAGAAAGUCAACCUCUCUGUGAACACCACGCCUAUAGUCUUUGACCCCAAUGGAGACCCAACAAGCUUAGGAUACGAUAUUGUGUAUUGGAACAUGAGUGAAUCGAAACAGCUCACACAAAUACAAACCAUUGGAGAAUACUGGCCUAAUGGAAAAAUGAAAGUCCCAGAUGAUCGUUUUAAAAAUAUGAUGGUAAUGGUUCACAACUGCUCGAAAAUGUGUAAACCAGGGCAGGAGUUGAAGAGGCAAAGAAAACAGUGCUGUGGUGAUUGUGUUCCUUGUGCGGAUGGAGAGUUUUCUGCAGGAAAUGGUGAGGAGUGUAAACGCUGUGACCCUGAGAAGUAUUCUACUCCACAGAGGGAUAGGUGUUUGGAUAAAACUGCUGAAUACCUCGAGUGGUCGGAUCCCUUCGUUAUCUUCUUGAGUUGCUUGGAAGUCCUUGGUAUAAUUGUUACCAUUGUCCUUGCUAUUUUGUUCACAGUCUAUCGAAACACUCCCAUUGUGAAAGCUGUUGGAGGUUACUUGUGCUUCUUGGAGCUUUUUUCACUACUGGCUUGCUUCUGCCUCACAUUUAGCUUUGCGGGAGUACCCACUGCUGCUUCUUGCAUGGUAGGCCUCCCACUUUUUGGCAUCGUCUUCUCCCUCUGCAUCUCCUGCAUCCUGGCCAACCUGCUGCAAAUCUUAGCGGGCUUUAGCUUUAAUUUGACGACAGGGUCCUGGAUUAAGAAGCUCAAUCAGCCAGUGCUAGUGGUGACCAUCGUCUCUGGGAUCCAGCUGGCGCUGUGUGUGCCAUGGAUGCUUUUUUUCCCACCAUAUCCUACUGAAUCAAAAUCAAGCAAGACUGUCCUGAAGCUGUGUGACAAAGGCUCCAUUGGCUUCUUUAUCGCCAUGUUAGGCUACAACGCUUUCUUGGCCCUCAUUUGUUUCCUGUUUGCAUUCAAAGGCAAACAGUUGCCAGAUCUGUAUAAAAAUGCAAGUUUAGUCACCGUCAGUAUGCUGCUCUUUUUAAUCGUUUGGAUUUUCUUCAUCCCGAUCUAUAUAGAAAUGUUUGGGAAGUACAAACGAGCCAUUGAAAGCACAGCCAUUCUCAUUUCUAGCUACAGCAUCCUGGGCUGUCACUUGGCCCCAAAGUGUUACAUUAUGGUGUUCAGGAAAAAGAUCAAUAAUGAGAGCGCCAUUACUGCGUACAUCAGGAGGCAUUAUGAGCAGAGGAGCAUGCCUGUGGUGACAUCAUAA